AUGGUGUGUUAGCAAGGCGGAGCUCCCGCACUGGGACGCACAUUUUCACGUGGGAACUGCUUAUUGUACGUUCCGGAUAGUUGCCGUGCGCUGUGUGGCCUGCGGUUGGAGCCGGUCUUCAUGUGUGACAGUGUGAUACAGUUACUAAAUGUUCCUUGAGCUUUAUGAUGGAGUUGUAGGUCUCUGAGCUGCAUCUGGAGACCUGGAGGUGGAGAGGUUGAUUGUUGGGCGAUACUUGUUUGGCUUGUUGAUAUUUUGCGCAAUUCUGCCCUCUUGUGGUUGUAACAGUCAGAGGCUGGCACCAUAUUCCAAACACCCACCAUCUGCACUGAAACCACUGCACAACAAUUCAUUUUACUUUAAGAUCCACUCACACACCAUCCGCCAGCAUCUGUGCUUCCACACUCGUUUUUGUUCAUUUGUUUUAAUGAUUCUUAAUAAUUUACAUAUAUUUUUUACACAUUGCUCCUAUGUGCUGCUUCUUUUUCAAAGAAAAGGUUUGUUCUUAUAUCUAAAGAGGAAAUAAAUUCUCACACAACACAAAGAAAAUAAAAAGAUUUAAUAUUUGCACAUUAAUCACAGUUGAGUCACUUACAGUAACUGUUGUGGCAGCAGUAGGUGUGAGCGUGACUCAUGUUAAUGUUAUCAUUUCUGCUCCUUUUGUUAAUAAUUAACAGUCAGUCAACUUUCCAGCUCAUCUCUUCGGUCAGCGCCCUCGCAGGCAGUCGGACAGCCCAUUUUGUGAAAGCUGCUGAUAACAAGCAUGUUAUUGUGAUUUUUCAGCGCCCGUCUGUUGUUGGUUUUUUUUUUCUUUUAUUAUAUGGCUGUAAACAUGUGUUCGCUCGAACACUAGUGCCUCUGGUGUCAGGGAUAAAUUUCUCUGGUGGCAACUUUUGAAUUUCUUCUGUCGAUAUGGUCUGCAAUUUCUCCCAUAUGUGAGAAAUGCCAGCUGCUCCUCAUGGACGUGGACUGUAGCAAUGAUACCUCACCAUCUGUGUGCUCUGAAGAAGCAUCUGGUCCACUUGCUGUCAUUAUCAUCCCCUCUCUGUUGGCUCUGAGCACAGUUUUAGUCGUGACUCUGAUUUUCUGCAGUCUCUAUACAAACAAACAAAGAAGACAGAGGACCACAGGUCAUUUGACAAACGGCCAGCAGAGCGUAUCCCUGACUGCAGAUUCUGUAAGCACUUCAAAUGUCCAGGCAGCUUUGUGUCCCUGGGAAAUCCCUGAAGAGUGUGUUCUUGAGAGUCUAGAGUUUUGGCAGACAGGUCGCUAUGGCCCUAUCUGUAAAGGUUUGCUUAAGAAUAGAGAUGGAGCCUCAUCUGCUGUGGUGGUUAAGUCCCUCCGAGAUGGUCCCAACCAGCCUGAAGCUAAGGAGUUUGUGCAGUGGGUCUUCUUCCACGCCACGGUGUGUAAACAUGAGAACGUGGUGCAGAUGUUGUACUGUCAGACCAAGCGUCCACCUAUGUACCUGGUCUUAGAUGCCUACAACCCAGGGAACCUCCUUCACUUCCUCUGGACACUCAGAAAUACAAAUUCAAGCAUAGCAGAUCCAUUGCAAAACUUCUCCGAGAGGUCAGUGUUUCUGGUGGCAAAGCAGGUUGCUGCUGGUCUGGAUUACCUGAUGUCUGAGCACAGGCUGGUGCAUGGCAAUGUUGCUGCCAGGAACAUCUUAAUUGGCCCAGGUCUCUCAGCCCGAGUGUGUGGGCUGGGUGUGGCAUUUAGAGCACGCGAAAUGGAUUCAGCAAUUAGGAAGAGAGCAACAGAGGUGCCUCUGAAAUGGCAAGCUCCAGAGAGGAUUAUAAUGCAGCUCAGUAUCGACAGGAGCGACGUGUGGUCAUUUGGAAUCUUACUCUAUGAGCUGAUUACCUUAGGCUCUCCCCCAUAUCCUGAGCUGGAGCCUCUGUCAGUGCUUCCAAAGCUACAGGCAUCUUAUCGAAUGAAGAGACCAGAGAACUGUGGGGGACCUCUGUAUGACCUGAUGAAGUACUGCUGGAUGUGGAGUUUCAAAGAGCGGCCGGCAUUUUCAGCCAUCAUAAAGCUUUUGGAGUCCUCACUUCACCUUGCUGCUACAAACCCUGUUUGUGUUCCUGAGGUCAUUGACGUAUUUGAAUACAACAGAAAGGCAGGGCUGCUCUCAUAGAGUCAUGUAAUAGCUUAAUAUGUCUGCAACAUUCAAUAAGAAUACAUAAAGUGCAAUUGUUUCUUCAUUUGCAGUACAACAUCCAAUGUAUCAUAUAAUUGGUACAUUUGUAGCUAUCCAUCAUGUAAAAAGUGACCAAGUCAUUUUAUUAUUACCUCUUUAUUGUCAAAAUGUACAGACUUAAAAGCACAGAUCUUACUGUUCAUUAAGAUCUUUCCCACUUUUUCCCAGUAUUGGGCAAGCACAUUUUUUGUAUCUAUAAUGCUCUUGGCAGGCAUACAUUACUGUGAGUUUACAAUUUGAAAACCAAAACACCCACACAGGAAAUCUGAAUUUACUACUGACUGUACUAGAGUAGAUUUGUGUUCAGCCCGUCCAUGCACUUUACAUUGUAGAUUUUCUUCACGGCACCUGUUAUCAUAAACCAUGUCAAGAACCACAGUGAGUUCAAAUCAGUACGGAAUCAGAAAAUAUGACAUUGGUAUGUUGUUGUUGUUGUUGUUGUUUUUUUAAAACAGAGGUCUUAAAUGAAGAAAUUCUGCUGCACCUUGUCAGAAUACUCACACAAGGCAGACUCAUAAAUAACUCAAAAAUGGCUAUGACUAUGAAUUAUAGCUUUCAGAAGAUUCAAAUCAUUGAAAUCACUCAUCUGAAAUUACCUUCAUACCCUGUUUCUGACACCUCUGAGUACAAGCUCAAGGAUGAUGUUUGUUAAAGGGUAAUCAUUGAUGAGAAUUUAAGUAUGGGGUGUUGAUAGCUUUAAGGGCUGAAUACUGACACAUUUACUGUCAUUCUGUACUAUUAUCUACUUUAGGCUUCUGAGCAGAUCGGUAUGAAACUAUAUAAUUUCCCCAUUUCUCACUCACAAUGCAGAGACACAAAUACCCAUUGUGAAACACAAGUGAUGUCAAAAACAAGUCUGUGCUAUAAAGAACUGCUCUACAAAAAGCAACUUCCCUUAGACUUAAUACUGGCCGAGUGACGCCCUUAUUCUAUCCUUCCUUAACCUCUGUUGGUUUUAAGUUUCUGCUGCCCUGUGCUUGUGACUAUAGUGCUACUUCAAAUAUAUCACCUUUAAGGUGAGGCAGAAUCUGUGGCAAGGUGACAUUUUUACCCACUAGAUGGCAGGAAAUGCAGGCUUUACAGUCUCUAUGCCUCUUGAAGGGUAAAUUCACUCACCUUCGGGAGGCAGAAAACUACUGUUGCAGAGUUAUUUUUGAGAUGCACCUUCUGUUCAUGUUGCAUUUUGUGUUUCCCUUCAGUUACUGAUGCCACCACCGGUUUUCUGACAAGUGACUGAAAACACCUGUGGUGACAUUUGACUCUAGUCUGAGGAAUACUGUGAAAUGCGACAGGGAUCCAGUGUGGAUUUACUUACUAUUUGAACUGUAACACCUCUUAAAACAGAGGCAAACACACACAAAAUAAAACCAUACAUAGAAGAAAUAUGGAAAUCUAACAUGUCAUUGUGGACAGACACAACUUAAUAAAAACCUAUUGGCCUCUAA
Messenger RNA from Amphiprion ocellaris (clown anemonefish), 3648 nucleotides. Its product is annotated as tyrosine-protein kinase STYK1. Bases 959 to 2140 code for a protein of 393 amino acids. Gene Ontology annotation, biological process: cell surface receptor protein tyrosine kinase signaling pathway; protein phosphorylation; positive regulation of kinase activity. Gene Ontology annotation, cellular component: signaling receptor complex. The transcript is spliced from 10 exons. The record is from RefSeq and is a predicted model, not a curated record. Gene Ontology annotation, molecular function: transmembrane receptor protein tyrosine kinase activity; ATP binding. NCBI's taxonomy places the organism in Eukaryota, Metazoa, Chordata, Actinopteri, Pomacentridae.